AUGUCCACAAAUCCGGGUCUGAAGGUCUUGUCUAACGCCCUUGCCACCCCGGAUCAAGUGUCAAAUUCCUCGUCUGCCAUCGAUGGAGUUCCAUCUGAGCUUGAAACCUCCAUCCGCUGUGCUGGAGCUCAACUGACUCAGGCCGCGGGUGUUCUUCUACAUUUGUCGCAAGAUAUCAUAGCUCAAGCCAUCGUCAUUUUCACCCGCUUCUGGCUCGGCGCUGACGGAGGAAGUUUACGGAUCUACUCAGCCAAAGAUGCUUCGGCUGCCGCUCUCUAUCUCACAGCAAAGCUCUCGUUCCAGCCCUUGUCUCCCCGCUCGGUAUUGAAUGUCUACACCUUUUUACUUUCUCGGGAUGCCUCACCGCUGUGGUUUGUGAAUCCAAGAGGCGCUCCCGCACAGCCUCCCUCUGUGACGUCCUACCUUCUCUCCGAGGGUGGAUACCAGUCCGCAAGGCUUGUUCUUCUGCGCGUCGAAUCCGUAAUUCUCCGCAUUCUUGGGUUUGAUACACACGUCGCUCUCCCGCAUACUAUCGCGCUGACGUACCUCCAAACUCUCGGUGUUGCCAAACCAAGUGUCGCCCGUCGAGUUGUUCAGCAUCUGAAUGCAGCCCUUCUAUCACCCCAGUUACUCUACGUCACACACCAGCCCAACGCAUUAGCCGUUGCGGCUAUUUAUCUCGCUGCGCGGGAAGAGGGGGUUAAAUUGGUAGAUGGUGAGUGGUGGGAGGUGUUUGACGUUGACCGAGAGGAACUUGGGUUUCUAGUCGUGGCGAUGAGAAGUACCGAGGGCUUCAUGCGAGCAGAGAUGGAGUGGUGGCAAAACAAAACUAUCCCUCUGGUGGUAGACGAGGUGGACACUGAGAUAAACCGCCGACGAAUGACGGAGAAAAGCGAGUGA
Molecule: messenger RNA, 900 nt
Organism: Penicillium taxi
Lineage: Eukaryota; Fungi; Ascomycota; Eurotiomycetes; Eurotiales; Aspergillaceae
Product: putative cyclin
Exons: 2
Coding region: 1-900 (299 amino acids)
Biological process (GO): regulation of transcription by RNA polymerase II
Cellular component (GO): nucleus
Molecular function (GO): cyclin-dependent protein serine/threonine kinase regulator activity
Source: RefSeq, a predicted model, not a curated record